ACAAAAUGAGCUCGUAUAAACAAAGCUAGAAGACCUGCUUGUUUUCGUAACUGCAAAAAUAUUUCAGCAGUAAAAAUGUCUCCAGUUCAGCAUCUGAGAGAGUUUAUCCGAGAAAGACUAACUGCUGCAGCUGAAGAAAUCUUCACAGAGGUUGAAAAAACCAUCAUCCGCUAUGAGGAAGAACACAGACUGAUGGAAAUCUGCAGGAAACCCCAAAUAAAUCACCACAAAAUUGAACUCCAGGAGCAAUAUGGAUCCAGUCAGGUGGAAACUUUGACCACCGAACAUGGCCAUUCGUCCAGUCAUAACCAAGGUGAAGUAGUAGCCCAAUGGACUGGAAAUGAUCAGGUGGAACCAAAACAUUCCUCUCCUCUUAUUAAAGAAUUUAGGGAACCAGGACCAUUGUGUGUUAAAGAGGAAGAAGAACAUCUAGUUUCUCCAUUGAUCAAAGAAGAAAAUGUGGAACCCGAGUUCACAUGGGCUACAGAAAAAAAUAAGGAACCAGAUUUGCAACUGAUGGAGGACCACAAUGAGCCAAGACCUCAGUUGAGCAAAAUGGAUGAGAAGGUAGCAGAAUCUCCACAGCUUGAGUUAAAGGAAGAAAUGAAUUAUUCACUACCUAAACAUGAACAAUGGCUACUAGAACAUUUAUCAGUUACACAGGACCAGAAGGACCUACACAACAGUCGGGAGGAGGAGCAGCUUGUCCAGAAGCAGUCCAAUAGUUUGAUGGAGACUUUUACUCUUCAUGAAGAGGAUUUGCAUGAAAGAGAACCAAUAACUGAGGAGCUUUCCUUUCAAUUCUCUCAUGUAGUUGAGACUAAAGUUCAGGAAGGAUGCAGCUACAAUGGGUCUGAGACUCGGUCUCAAAUUGAGACAAACAAAAAGUCUUUCCAAUGUGACAUUUGUGGGAGAUCCUAUAUGAAUAAGUCUACCAUGAAACGCCAUUACAGAAGCCACACAGGUGAAAAACAUUUUACAUGUACGACGUGUGGAAAAAGUUUUUCUCAAAAUUGUGAUUUAAAUUCUCACAUCAGAACCCACACAGGUGAGAGGCCUUUUCCAUGUAAGACAUGUGGAAAAAGUUUCUCUAAAGUUCACAAUCUAAAGGCUCACAUCAGAACCCACACAGGUGAGAGGCCUUUUCCAUGUAUGACAUGUGGAAAAAGUUUCUCUUGUACUCGAAGUUUGAAGGAUCACAUCAGGACACAUACUGGGGAAAGACCUUUUCCAUGUAAGACGUGUGGGAAAGGUUUUUCUCGGAUGAGUAGUUUAAAAUACCACAUCAGGACUCACACAGGUGAGAAACCUUUUCCAUGUAAAAUGUGUGGAAAGAGUUUCUCUCAGAUCUGUGAUUUAAAUACUCACAUCAGAACUCACACAGGUGAGAGGCCCUUUUCUUGUGAGACAUGUGGAAAACGGUUCUCUAAAGUUUAUAAUUUAAAUGUUCACAUCAGAACCCACACCGGUGAAAGGCCUUUUUCAUGCAAGAUAUGUGGAAAAUGUUUCUCAUGUACUGGUAGUUUACAGGAGCACAUAAGGACCCACACUGGAGAGAGACCUUUUCCAUGUAAAACAUGUCCAAAAAGUUUCUCACGCUUGAGUCGUUUAAAUGAUCACAUCAGAACCCACACAGAUGAGAAACCUUUUCCAUGUUAGACAUGUGGAAAAUAUUUCCUUCAGACUGGUUAUUUAAAUGACACUAUUACAACCCACUUGGAUGAAAAGCCUUUUCCGUGGAAGACGUGUGGAACAAGUUUAUCUCAAAGUAGUAAUUUCAAUGCUUACAAGAACACCGAAACAAUUGAGAACCAUUUAUGUCAAAUAUGUGGGAAAAGCUUUAUCGACAUUUAAUUACCACAUGAAGGAAGGCACAAUAAUGAGUAGUCCUCAUUAGACCCUGACAUGCAUUUAAAAUUUAAAUUUAAACUAACUAGUAAUUUCUUUCUUUUUUUUUUUUUUUUUACAAGGAGUGCUUUACAAAGUAUGCUUAGUGUGAGGGAUUGAUAGAAAUAAACUGAAUUGAAUUGAAGUGGCCUUCUAUUCUGACAAAAAAGGACUGAAGCAGUCAUACCAGACCCCCUAAAAAAUCCCACUAAAGUCCUGAUCUAGAGAUAAUUUUAUGGAAGAGAAGUCAAUGCUGUCUGUUUUUGUUCAUGAUGAUUUCUUAAAGGGAUAUUGUGUAAGAUAUACUGUCAUCUAGUUGUGAAGUAUUGCAUGCAAAAGACCACUGCUAUAGUGCGUUACUGCCUCAAACACAUAUUGCAGCAAUGAUGGCUGCCAUGACUCAAAAAGCUUCAAAAGCUCAGAUAAAGCUAUACCAUCCCAAGUGAAAAGUCUCAUUUUCAUUUACUGGGACAAAAAGGCAGCGUUCACCGUGGCUUUGAAAGCUAAUAAACAUACAUAAACCUACAAUUCUUUAUGAAGAUUGGUAUGUUUGCAAGAUCUACUUUUAUGCCUUGUACAGUAACAAGCGACGCUGCCUAAUUUAGCUGAAUGGAAAAAGUUAGCUUUACGCUAAUUUAGGCAGUACAGAUCACUUGUCAAGGAGAAACUUUCUAACUUCAGCAUCCCGUUUAAAAUCUCUUCUUUACUAACACCUUCCACCUGAGGAAUGUUUGCUUCAUGUUCGUUCUUGGUUUUUGGUGUCUCUGGUUUUGUCGUGUUUUAAGUUCUCUUUUUCACUUUUUUUGGAGAUGGUGAAACCGUUGCUCGCUGCUUCAUAUGCACUGUCCCGCAUUACACUGCUGUAGUGCAGACUUUCACUUGUUGGGUUAGCAUCUCCAAAUGAUCUUCAACGCCGCCUCUUAAUUACAUUGAAGUGUCUGCAAGGUAAAAAUUGUUUUUUAAAUGCAAUCUUUGAUUUCAGACAGUUAAAAAAAGAGAAAUUGUUACACAAUAUCCCUUUAAACUGGCAUGACCUAAGUUCUGAUGAUGUUAAGGCUUAAUCUGUUUUCAAUGAAAUUGUUACUGAUAGGGAAUGCAAAAUGUGGUUAUUUGGGUUUCCAUCCAGUUCUCAGGUCAGUUUUGAGCAAACUUUUCCAACUAAGUUUUUAUGUUUUAUUUUAUACUUUGUCUCAUUUUUUGUUUUCAAAUCAUUACUGCUUUGCUCUAUACAUUUUAGGCUUUUGAAAAUGUUUUACUAUUUAUUUUAGUAUGUAAUUAUGUAACUAAGCUCUACUUGAAAGUGAUGUGUUGAUGUAUUAUAAUGCCGAUUUCAAAUAUGUCUCUUUGACAUCAAUACUUGGAAGCACAUUCUAAUACCCGUUUCCCACUGGCCAAAAAACACCAAACAUGUAAGCUUGCGAACUAUCGGCUUUUAGUGGAUCUGGGAACUGCUCACUGACCCGGGUCAAACAACUCAACAAGUCACUUGGGUUGAAAUCACCAUCAAAAGGCUUGGCUCUGAUCGGUAUUCAACGUCAACGCCUGUCAACAUUUGUUGCAUGUCUUUCCUCUCUGACCUCCUUAUUUCCUGUCAGUUGACUCUUAAAUAAA
Messenger RNA from Cyprinodon variegatus (sheepshead minnow), 3498 nucleotides. RefSeq names its product zinc finger protein 121-like. The record is from RefSeq and is a predicted model, not a curated record. NCBI's taxonomy places the organism in Eukaryota, Metazoa, Chordata, Actinopteri, Cyprinodontiformes, Cyprinodontidae. Gene Ontology annotation, biological process: regulation of transcription by RNA polymerase II. Bases 76 to 1659 code for a protein of 527 amino acids. Gene Ontology annotation, molecular function: DNA-binding transcription factor activity, RNA polymerase II-specific; RNA polymerase II cis-regulatory region sequence-specific DNA binding. The transcript has 2 exons.